AUGGAGCGACAACCGAGACCUGUAAAGGUCAAGAACAAGAACCCGGCAAAUGUGCAGAUCACCGCCGAGCAGAUCCUGCGAGAGACCAACGAGCGGCAAGAAGUGCCCUUGAAAGUCGCCGCGCAGAAGAUUGCCGACUUUGAGGAACUCAGCGAGCACCGCGAGCGGAAACGGAAGGAGUUUGAGGAUAUAAUUAGACGGAAUAAACAUGGCAUGGGGAAUUGGAUCAAAUAUGCUGUGUGGGAGGAGGGGCAGGGGGAGAUGGAUAGGGCUCGAUCAGUAUGGGAACGAGCGCUUGACAUCGACCCACGCAACCAAGUGCUCUGGCUGCGCUAUUCCGAGAUGGAAAUGAAGCACAAAAACAUCAAUCGUGCUCGUAACAUCUUUGAUCGCGCCGUCAGCUUGCUCCCUCGGGUCGACACCUUCUGGUACAAGUACGUCUACAUGGAAGAACUCCUCGACAACGUCGCGGGUGUGCGGCAAGUCUUUGAGCGGUGGAUGAAGUGGGAGCCUGCAGAAGCGGCGUGGAUGGCGUAUGUGAAGCUGGAGAAGAGGUACAAAGAGCUGGACAGGGCGAGGGAUAUCUUUAAGAGAUUUGUGGGCGUGCAUCCACAACCAUCGAACUGGAUCAAGUGGGCAAAGUUUGAGGAGUCGAUAGGGAAGCCUGAGUGGGCACGGGCGAUCUACGAGCAAUGCUUAGAACGAAUCAGCGACGACUUUAUCGACCAAAAUAUCUACGUCUCAUUCGCAAAGUUCGAGACGCGGCAGAAAGAAAUCGAGCGGGCUCGCGUCAUCUACAAAUAUGCCCUGCAAAAGCUUGCAAAGGGACAAGCGGAGAAUCUUUACAACGUGUAUACCCAGUUUGAGAAGCAGUACGGUGCCAAGGAGGGGAUCGAGGAUGUCGUGGUCGGCAAGCGGAGAGUUCGCUACGAGGAUGAACUAGCAGCGAAUCCAAGGAAUUACGACGUGUGGUUCGAUUAUGCAAAGCUAGAAGAGACAUCAGGCGAUCACGACAAAAUAAGGGACGUGUAUGAGCGAGCCAUCUCGAACGUCCCGCCAAUAAAUGAGAAGCGAUUCUGGAGGAGAUACAUCUAUCUGUGGAUAUUUUAUGCGGUCUGGGAGGAACUUGAAGCAAAGGACGCCGAACGAACGAAACAAGUCUAUCAACAAUGCCUAAAGAUCAUUCCGCACAAAUCCUUCACAUUCGCGAAAGUAUGGCUGCUGUACGCCAAAUUCCUCGUCCGCCAGAUGGACCUCGCCUCCGCACGCAAGACACUCGGCACAGCAAUCGGUAUGGCACCCAAAGAACGCCUGUUCAAAGGCUACAUCGAGCUCGAGCUCCAGCUACGCGAGUUUGACCGCGUCCGAGCCCUGUACGAGAAGUACCUCCAGUGGAACCCGGCCAACUGCUACGCGUGGAUCAAGUUUGCGGAGCUCGAGCGCAUGUUGGGCGAUUCGGAGCGGAGCAGGGCUGUGUUUGAGAUUGCGGUUGACCAGCCUGUGCUGGAUAUGCCUGAGGUGUUGUGGAAGGGGUAUAUUGAUUUUGAGGUUGGCGAAGAGGAGUGGGCGAAGGCGAGGGCGUUGUAUGAGCGUUUGUUGCAGAGGACGGAACAUGUCAAGGUCUGGAUCAGUUACGCCACUUUUGAAUCCACAGCCCUUGACAACGGCGAAACCCGCCUGGACGCCGCGCGCAAAAUCUUCAACCGCGCCUACACCUCCCUCCAACGGCGCGCGCUCGCCACCACCAACACAACCACCCAAACCACCACCGCCGCCCAACAACAACACCUCCAACAAACCGCAAAAGAAGAACGCGUCAUCCUCCUCGAAUCCUGGCGCGACUUUGAACUCCAACACCAGCCCUCCACGCCGCCCACCGCCGACGACGGCGAACCCAACCACCUCGCGGACGUCCAACGCCGGUUCCCGCGCGCCGUCAAGAAGCGCCGCGCGGUCCUCACCACCGACGCCGACGGCAACGAGAUCGAGAACCCCAACGGCGGCUGGGAGGAGUACUAUGACUAUAUCUUCCCGGACGACGAGACCGAGAAGCCGAACUUUAAGUUGUUGGCGGUUGCGCAUCAGUGGAAGCAGAGGAUGGCGGAUAUCGAGUCGGAUAGUGAGAGCAAGGAUGAGGAUGAGGAUGAGGAUGGAGAGGGAGAGGGAGAGGGAGAGAAAGCGGCCGAGGCGGGAAAGGCGGAGAAGAGAGGGAUGGAUGAUGAUGAUAGCGAUAGCGAUGACAGUAGUGAGGGCGGCGAGGAGAAAGCCGACAAGCGGGCGAGUGGGUCGGAAUCGGGCCGGCCUGCGAAACGGGGCAAGUGGGAGGAGGAGGAUGAGUGA
This is a messenger RNA of Fimicolochytrium jonesii, 2340 nucleotides long. RefSeq lists its product as uncharacterized. Gene Ontology annotation, biological process: mRNA splicing, via spliceosome; spliceosomal complex assembly. The record is from RefSeq and is a predicted model, not a curated record. Gene Ontology annotation, cellular component: U2-type catalytic step 2 spliceosome; post-mRNA release spliceosomal complex; Prp19 complex. Bases 1 to 2340 code for a protein of 779 amino acids. The transcript is spliced from 7 exons. Gene Ontology annotation, molecular function: protein binding. Lineage: Eukaryota; Fungi; Chytridiomycota; Chytridiomycetes; Spizellomycetales; Powellomycetaceae.